Messenger RNA from Limanda limanda (common dab), 1077 nucleotides. Its product is annotated as L-lactate dehydrogenase C chain. The coding region runs from base 10 to 1077 and encodes 355 amino acids. Lineage: Eukaryota; Metazoa; Chordata; Actinopteri; Pleuronectiformes; Pleuronectidae. Gene Ontology annotation, cellular component: cytoplasm. The transcript is spliced from 8 exons. Gene Ontology annotation, molecular function: L-lactate dehydrogenase (NAD+) activity. Gene Ontology annotation, biological process: carboxylic acid metabolic process. The record is from RefSeq and is a predicted model, not a curated record.
CAGUCUGCCAUGCUGAUCACAUGCUGGUAUUUAUACCUGGCAGCUCGGAGCAUCGCCCAGCAAUCUUUUAAUAUGGCCUCAAUCCUGCAGAAGCUCAUCACCCCGGUCUUCAGUGGUCCACCUGAGCCGCCCAGGAAUAAAGUGACAGUGGUGGGCGUGGGCCAGGUCGGCAUGGCCUGUGCCAUCAGCGUCCUGCUCAGGGAGCUGGCUGAUGAGCUGGCCCUGGUGGACGUGAUGGAGGACAAGCUGAAGGGGGAGAUGAUGGACUUGCAGCAUGGCAGCCUCUUCCUCAAAACUCCAACAAUAGUCGCAGACAAAGAUUACUCUGUGACAGCAAACUCCCGCAUCGUGGUGGUGACAGCCGGAGUGCGUCAGCAGGAGGGGGAGAGCAGGCUGAACCUCGUCCAGAGGAACGUCAACAUCUUCAAGCACAUCAUCCCCCAGAUUGUCCGAUACAGCCCCGACUGCAUCAUCAUCGUGGUUUCUAACCCAGUGGACGUGCUGACCUACGUGACCUGGAAACUGAGCGGCCUCCCCAAGCACCGCGUCAUCGGCAGCGGCACCAACCUGGACUCGGCACGCUUCCGCUUCCUGAUGGCUGAGAAACUGGGAAUCCACGCCAGCAGCUUCAACGGGUGGAUCCUGGGAGAACAUGGAGACACUAGUGUGCCUGUGUGGAGCGGAACAAACGUGGCCGGAGUCAACCUGCAGAUGCUUAACCCCGACAUCGGCACCGACUGUGACGAAGAGAACUGGAAGGAGACGCACAAGAUGGUGGUGGACAGUGCUUAUGAGGUGAUCCGACUGAAGGGUUACACUAACUGGGCCAUCGGUCUGAGUGUAGCUGACCUGACAGAGAGCCUCAUGAGGAACAUGAACAGGAUUCAUCCAGUCUCCACCAUGGUGCAGGGCAUGUAUGGAAUCGAUGAUCAGGUGUAUCUGAGUCUGCCCUGCGUGCUGAACAGCGGGGGCGUGGCCAGCGUGGUCAACAUGACCCUGACAGAAGACGAAGUGGCCCAACUGCAGGACAGUGCCAACACCCUGUGGGACAUCCAGAAGGACCUGCAGGACAUCUAG